GCAUCUCUCGUGCUUUGCAGAUCCGAUUGGAUCGGCAUUUAAUCAGCAUUGUCAUAAACGUCAGACUUGAACGAACCACAGUGGAAUAAUGACAGAGCGGACGGGCGAGGAGUUGACAUCGUCGGAGCUGGGUACUCUAGAGUUCUGGGAGAACGUGUACGCGCAGGAACUCGACAACUUCCACGAUCACGGCGACGUAGGCGAGAUAUGGUUCGGCGCGGCCAACACGCGCAAGAUCGUACGAUGGAUUGCCACGAAAUUGGAUUUAAACAAAGAGAAUGAUAAGAUAAUCGAUGUAGGAUGUGGUAAUGCAAUGACUUUGGUGGAACUCGCGAAAGAAGGAUUCGCGAACUUGACAGGGGUGGAUUAUUCACAGAAAGGGAUAGAUCUGGCCCGUACAGUGUUGAACGAUAACAAUUUACCGAAUGUAAAAAUAGAGAUUUGUGAUAUACUCAACAACACAUUGCCGCAUGAUUUUAAAGUCGUUCAUGAUAAAGGCACUUACGACGCUAUUAGUUUAAAUCCAGAAGAUUCGAUGGCAAAGAGACAGAAAUAUAUAGAAAAUAUAUAUCGCAUCCUUUUGCCAGGAGGAUAUUUCGUCUUAACGUCUUGUAACUGGACCAAAGAAGAAUUGCUGAAGCAUUUUGCGAGUCAUUUUGAAUUCAAUAAUCAACUUCCAACGGAUACGUUCCAAUUUGGCGGGCAGACAGGAAACACUGUAACACAAUUAAUAUUUAGAAAAAAAUAA
This is a messenger RNA of Atta colombica, 748 nucleotides long. RefSeq names its product protein-lysine N-methyltransferase mettl10. Gene Ontology annotation, biological process: peptidyl-lysine dimethylation; peptidyl-lysine monomethylation. The coding region runs from base 89 to 748 and encodes 219 amino acids. Gene Ontology annotation, molecular function: protein-lysine N-methyltransferase activity. Gene Ontology annotation, cellular component: cytoplasm. NCBI's taxonomy places the organism in Eukaryota, Metazoa, Arthropoda, Insecta, Hymenoptera, Formicidae. The transcript is spliced from 4 exons. The record is from RefSeq and is a predicted model, not a curated record.